GUGGAUUUUGACAAACGUAAACAAAACGUACAAAUUUCUUCGAUUCCUCAAAAUAUUCAAUUUUCCAUAAGAAAUCAUCCACAAAAGACCUUUUUCAUCAAUUAAUUUAGUAAAAAAGCACAAGCGGAAGUUCAACAAUGGAUUUCCAAAAUCGUCCCGGCGGAAAAACCGGCACAGGCGGCGUCGCUUCAUGGAGCGAAACGAACCGCGAUCGUCGCGAACGUCUUCGCCAACUCGCCCUCGAAACAAUUGAUCUCGCCAAAGAUCCGUAUUUCAUGAAAAACCAUCUCGGAUCGUACGAAUGUAAACUUUGCUUGACACUCCAUAACAACGAGGGCAGUUACCUGGCUCACACGCAAGGCAAGAAGCAUCAGGCGAAUUUGGCACGUCGUGCAGCGAAAGAAGCAAAAGAAAGCCCGUCAUCGUUGCAACCGGAAAAACCUCGCGUUGAACCGAAGAAAUUCGUCAAAAUUGGUCGUCCUGGAUAUCGUGUGACGAAACAACGAUGCCCGCAUACGGGACAACAAAGUUUGCUCUUUAACAUCGAUUAUCCCGAAAUUACGGAUGGAAUUGUGCCGCGACAUCGUUUCAUGUCAGCAUAUGAGCAGAAAAUCGAACCGCCAGAUCGUAAAUGGCAAUAUUUGUUGUUUGCUGCGGAGCCGUAUGAAACAAUUGCGUUUAAAGUACCGAGUCGGGAGGUAGAAAAAACUGAGGGGAAAUUUUGGACGAGUUGGAAUAAGGAUACGAAACAAUUUUUCUUGCAAUUUGCAUUCAAGGCAGAACCGAAACUGAAUGUUGGAGCCCCGCCGAUGCGAGGACACAUGCCGCCGCAUAUGCCAGCACCAAGACCUCCCAUGUUUGCACCGAUGGCUCCUCCAGCGCAUAUGUUGCCUGUUCCGCCGCCCAUGCAAUAAAUUUUAUUCAACCUCAUUUUAAGUUUGAGAACAAUUUCAGCGUGUUUUGAUAAUAAAUUUCACUUAAUUCCUCGACAGGAAUGUUUUUUA
This is a messenger RNA of Culicoides brevitarsis, 1004 nucleotides long. It is a transcript of the gene Sf3a2, whose product is annotated as splicing factor 3A subunit 2. NCBI's taxonomy places the organism in Eukaryota, Metazoa, Arthropoda, Insecta, Diptera, Ceratopogonidae. The transcript is spliced from 2 exons. Gene Ontology annotation, biological process: spliceosomal complex assembly. Bases 138 to 914 code for a protein of 258 amino acids. The record is from RefSeq and is a predicted model, not a curated record. Gene Ontology annotation, cellular component: catalytic step 2 spliceosome; nucleus; U2 snRNP. Gene Ontology annotation, molecular function: zinc ion binding; nucleic acid binding.